Molecule: messenger RNA, 4464 nt
Organism: Larimichthys crocea (large yellow croaker)
Lineage: Eukaryota; Metazoa; Chordata; Actinopteri; Sciaenidae
Gene: elp2
Product: elongator acetyltransferase complex subunit 2
Exons: 22
Coding region: 176-2677 (833 amino acids)
Biological process (GO): tRNA wobble uridine modification
Cellular component (GO): elongator holoenzyme complex
Molecular function (GO): protein binding
Source: RefSeq, a predicted model, not a curated record
UAAAUAUGUUUAUGACUUAAUGCGUGCAAACGUUUAAAAACAAACAAACAAACAGACAGACAGUAACGUCUGUGGUUCAACCGUUAAACUGACGGUUGGAUGCGGAACGUUUGUUAGCACGUGGCGGUUUAGCUACAGCCACAUUCGCAGUGACGCCAAAACUACAACUGUGAAGAUGGCUGCGCCCGUGAUAGAAACAUGCCAUGUAGCCUGCUGUGCGAACAGGACCCCUCAUGUUGUCUCUUGGAGCCGUGGAGGGACCAUCGCCUUCGGGACAUGUAACUCGGUGGCUCUGUACGACCCACAGGAGAGAAGAGUUGUCGCUUUGCUGAAUGGACACACGGGCAGAGUGAACACAGUGCGGUGGAUUCACAGACAGGACUGUGCUCUAGAGAGUCAUCUCGUCUCAGGCGGCUCAGACAAUCGACUCAUCGUCUGGGAAGCUAAAAAUGGCAAAUUCAUCCAGUCAGUGGAGUGUAAGGGACAUACUGGUCCAGUCUGUGCUGUGGAUGCCAUCUAUGUGGAGGACUCAAAGAUCCUGUUGGCCUCCACAGCAUCUGACUCUACAGUCAGACUGUGGCUCUGCAGUGAAACCAAAGAAGCUGAGUGCCUCCAUACCUUAUCGUUUGGCAGUGGUUUCAUGAUGGAUGUGUCUCUGGCACUGUUGCCAGGCAGCAGAGUUCCCAUUCUGGCCUGUGGGGGUGAUAACUCUCAGGUGCAUCUGUAUGUGCAGUCUAACAGACAGCUCCAGAAAGUCAUGUCACUGCAAGGACAUGAAGACUGGGUUCGUGGACUGGCAUGGGCAUCUCUAGGUGGGGAGCUGUUAUUAGCCAGCUGUUCACAGGACUGUCUCAUCAGAGUGUGGAGGCUAUGCGCCAAGUCUGGGACAGACACCCGUGCAGAGGACGAUCACACUAUCAUCAAAAUGAAAGAGGACGUUUUUGAAGUCAAGGAGACAGACAUGUCCUUGGUGUUUGCUGUGUCCCUUGAGACAGUCCUGGCAGGCCAUGAGAACUGGGUCUAUGGAAUCCACUGGCAGCCUCCUCUCAACAAAGACGGUGAGCUGCAACAGCCUCUCAGCCUCCUCUCUGCCUCCAUGGACAAAACCAUGAUCCUCUGGGCUCCCGAGGAGGGAUCUGGAGUGUGGGUAGAGCAGGUGCGUGUAGGGGAGGUUGGUGGCAACACUCUGGGUUUCUACGGCUGCCAGAUGAGUCCAGAUGGCUCCAUGAUCAUGGCUCACGCAUUUCAUGGCGCACUACAUCUCUGGUGCAAAGACCAAGACAAUGAGGGGGAGUGGAGGCCUGGGGUUGUGAUAUCAGGUCACUUCAACGCACUCCAGGACCUGAGCUGGGAUCCUGAGGGCGAGUUCAUCCUCAGCGUGGGCUCAGACAAGACCACCAGACUCUUCACUCCAUGGAGGAAACAAGAUGCCAAACAGGAAACUUGGCAUGAAAUCUCGCGUCCACAGAUCCAUGGAUAUGACAUGCAGUGCCUGGCGAUGGUCGGGAGGUUUCAGUUCGUGUCUGGAGCCGAUGAGAAGGUCCUGCGAGUGUUUCAAGCACCUCGUAAUUUUGUGGAGAACUUCGCUAACAUCUCUGGGACCUCAAGAGAAAAGCUGUUGGCAUCUAGUGACUCUGCCAACCUUCCAGAAGGAGCCAGCACACCUGCCCUGGGUCUGUCCAACAAGGCUGUGUUUCAGGGUGACCUUGUCCCAAAAACCAGUGAAGAAAAGGAGCAGUUCAGCAGUGUGUCUGAUCAAUACCAGGAGUCUUACUUCCACUCGCUCAUCAUGACUGAGCCCCCACCAGAGGAUCACCUGCUCCAGAACACACUCUGGCCCGAGGUCCAGAAACUGUACGGCCACGGCUUUGAGAUGUUCUGUCUUGCUUCAGACAGCGCCAGGACAGUGGUGGCCUCUGCAUGCAAGGCAUCUAAAGCCGAGCAUGCGGCAGUCCUUCUGUGGAGUACAGUCACAUGGCGUCAGCUGCAGACGCUGCCAUGUCACACCCUCACCGUCACCCAGAUGGCCUUCUCCCCCGACGCACGGCUCCUAUUGGCUGUGUCCCGUGAUCGCACCUGGUCUUUAUGGAGACGGGACGUGCCGACACCUGAAAAUCCUGAGCCCCAGUUCUCUCUGUACGCACACACAAGGAAGGACACAGCUGUACACAGCCGAAUCAUCUGGUCAUGUGACUGGAGCCCAGACAGCAAAUACUUUGUGACCUCCAGUCGGGACAAGAAGGUGGUAGUGUGGGGCCUGUGCGGAUUGGAGGAUCCUGAGAUUAAACCAUGUUCCUCCAUCUUGGAUGUGGGCGAUUCUGCUACCGCUGUGGCUUUCUGCCCUGUACCCUUCUCUGAUAACAGCUUCCUGCUUGCAGUGGGCCUGGAGUGUGGCAGGAUCUUACUGUACAGGUGGAGCCCUGGCCAGGAGCCUGCUGGAGGACACGACUGGAGCAGAUGUGGGGAAACAGACAUCUCACAAAGCCACUCUCUGGCGGUCAAGAGGCUCCGCUGGAGGCCCAGGACUGGCCGUGCAGGUCGUGACAACAAUAACGGGAAGAAUGGACAGCCUGACGGGGAGACUGAAAUUGAGGAGGAGAGCUCCUGGGUUCAGCUCGCCAGCGCCAGCGCCGACCACUCUGUCAAAAUCUUCAACAUCAACAAACGGGCUCUUUAGCACUACCAACACUGACACUAUUAUGUCCCUCACACGCAGAGACACUUGGACUGAGGGCCACAGGCCUGACUGUGGCACCAAGGCCACAGCUGCUCGCUGGCAAGCCAUUCACUCUCUGUGACAGCCAGUUAAGUCAUGGGUCAGUCGCAGCACAAACCCACAGCACUAUGCCCCGCAGUCUGUCUGCACACAUCUGAACAGAUUUGAUGGGUGGAAGCAAGAUGGUGAAAACACCAUGACCCCAGGGUGGUAUUUUGCUUACACACUUCAAAGUGUUUUAGAUUCAGAGAAGACGACACUGCUGCUGAUCCAUACAGAUCGCAGAGUUUGACUCAACUCAUUAUCAUCAUGCUAUUGUCCCUGGUUGUUAAGGAUGUCAUUAAUCGCACGUGUAUGGUGUACAUUUGUUUUAUAUUAUGAUUAAUUAAAUGUUUUGUAUUUCCAAAAUUUCAGUUUGUUUUUGGUCUCUUAAAGGUGCUAUAUGUAAACCUGUGAGACAUUUUACGUAUGAAUUUUAUGCUUCGCUUUUUAUUACUAAUGGGUGAAAAGUUUGUAACAAAAAAAUGAGACCUUCCACGGCUUUCUCGGUUGCCUAUACCAGUCCAUAUAGUCCACGAAUUUCUAGUUAGCUGAAGCAGAAAAAUACUGUCUAAUCCAAGGUGGAGCAGGCUGGCUGUGUCAGACGUUAAAUUAUUAACAAUUCACUUUUCGCCGAUGUCCAGGAUGAUGUACAGUUCAGACUAGUUCAACCAAAUAGUGUCGGUUUUAAAUAAUGUUUAGUAGCCUGGAGCAGGAAAAAUAUCCACUAAUUCACAUGGAAAAUGUGAGCAAAAGCCUGAAAAAUUACUAUUAUUAAUGGCCAAAAUAUAAAGUCUAUAUAUUUUAAAUCCUAUAAUCCUCUUGUGUCUCCUCAGUUUUCUUAGAAUGCCACUUUAGGAGCAGCAUUCAUACAAAAACAUGACUAUGGUCCAUCAGUCAACGCAGGACUGUCAACUUAUUGAACACUGCAGCUUUAGAUUAAGGUAUGUCUGCUUUUGGAGACUGAGUGAGGACCUUAACAGGAUUUUCAAGGACAGAGGAAGUCCAUGUCCUGGAUUUACUACGGGUUCAGCUGAGUGUGCCGUCGUUAUAUGUCAGCCAUAAAUUUAUCUGCUGAAGAUUGUAACUGCUGGCUAUAACUCUCUCUCUAAUCACGUAUCCUGGUAUGUAUGGAGGCAUCAGUCAACCCACGCCACACGCGCUCCUCCAGGAGAUGGCUGUUUUUCAAACAGUGAAAUGAGGUUUUGGGACAAUAGGCAAUAUAUCAAGAGAUUUUCCACGUCAUAUAUAACAUAAUGUAAUUAUUGAAUCAUUAUCAGUUUCGGUUUAAACAUGAAUGAUCAUCUUGCUGGGGAUUUUCAUCAACACAUCUGUGUGCGGGGCCCUCUUAACUCUUUGCUCUGACUAGCAUACUAAUACAUAAGGCAUAUGCUCUUUCCUCAAAUGUCCUCUCCACUGUGACCUUGACCACUCAUCUUGAUGAGGUUAGAUUGCCAUAAUGUGGUACUGAGGACGGAUUAGAAAUCCCAUCUGAAAAUCCUUGAAUGCUGCAGAUUAAUGGGAAGGGAAAUGGUUACCAGGUUCACAGGUAAUAAAACCACUAACAAAGGUUACUGAGACCUCCAAAACGUUGGUCUAGGAAGGGUUUUGAAAGAGGGAAUACGAGUGAAUAUGUUUUUGUGUCAGUGUUGGGGUUCCCAGGCGAAUGGUCACAGAAUUUAAUGGAAAGUGAAAGCGUUAAAAAAAAA